AUGGAGAUCCGGAAAAAGUCGGCAAGCAGCAACCGUCCCGACGAGUGGAUGAUUGAACAGGGCAUGGCGGCACAUAAACUGCCCAUUCUCGAUCAGUCUGCUGGGAAGGAGACCAUCAAAGUGUUCCCCCCGAACCCUACAAGAUCACCCAGGAUAAAAAGGCGAUUCGAGCGGUUGGCGAUCGCAGCAAACUCUUCGCCCGUGAACGAGAAGGCUGGGUGGGGUAUAUAUGUCGAAUGGGAAGAUUACCCUGACAAAAAAGACAAGGCCCACAAGAUCUUGACUUCACAGACCUUUCCACCUUGCCCCGAUUUUCAAUGGGGGCCUAUCCCGGGAACUAAUCCCGUUCUCCCUGGCGAUGAUUUCAAGGCCUGGCACACCGCCAUCGGGGGAGAGUUAGCUUCCGCUGCGGAUGAUUCCUGGAGAACAGUGUUAAAGGAAAAACAUCCAGAUAUGCUGCACCUUUUGCAAUUCCCUUAUAACGGAGAGCCUCCUAAGCGACUGGUGACCUCAAAGGCUAUCACGCCAAACUCGCUUCAUUUCGUGCGCAACCACGGUGGUAUACCACUGAUUGACCCGGAUGAAUUCGAACUUAAGUUGGACGGAAUGGUCAAGUACCCGAAGAAAUACACCAUGGACGACCUAAUGGAUGAGUCCAAAUUUCCACGAAUGGAGAAGACCAUCACUGUGCAGUGUUCGGGAACUCGUCGUAUUGAACAAAUCUCGAUGUACGCUGGCCAAGGCGACGAAGUUCCGCAAGCUCCUUGGGCUGAGGGGGCUAUCGGCACGGCCCGGUAUAAGGGAAUCAGCCUGAAAAAGGUGAUCAAAGACUGUGGUGGCCUAAUAAAAAAUGCUAAGCACCUUGAACUAUAUGGUGCUGAGACCUAUGUCAAGGAUCUUCACGUGAGCAACUACGUUGUCAGCGUUCCAUGGUCCAAGGUGAAGGCGAACGAAGUCAUUCUCGCCUGGGAGAUGAAUGGCGAGCCACUCCCAAAGAUUCAUGGUUAUCCGUUGCGAGUGAUUGUAAUGGGCUAUAUUGGGGCUCGGAGCGUCAAAUGGCUGUAUCGUAUCAAAGCCAUCAAAAAUUCGUCACUCGCGCCUGUCCAGGCCAGGGAAUAUCUGUACUUCAAUCAGCAGGUAGGUAAGUACAACCAGCGCCCAAUAGACGGUAUUCAAAUCCAGGAAAUGCCGGUCAGCUCAGCAAUAAUGUCUCCCUGGACCAAUCAAGUGGUUAUGCAUGAUGGGAAGAUCCAUUGCAAGGGUUGGGCCUACUCUGGUGGCGGCCGGUGGCCUGAACGUGUCGAACUAUCAGCGGACGGGGGCUUCAGUUGGUAUGCAGUACCGGAAGAGCAGCUAUCCAAGAAAGGAAAAUGGUCCUGGCGAACAUGGGAGUUCGAUUUGCCCUGCGACGUCGAAGGAUGGAUCGAGAUCGUUUGCAGGUGCUGGGAUAAUUCUCUCAACACACAGCCGUUGAACGUGCGAGCGGCGUGGAACUGGGGUCUUCAUGUUACAUCUUCGGCCCAUCGCAUCAAGGUGUAUAGUGUCAACAAGACUCGAAAGCUCACUCAACAGAAGCUGGCGCAGUUUGAGCAGAAUGAGGUCGAUUUGGCUCCUCUCACCCGCUAUGACCCUGUUCCAGGCUUGACCGAUGAAGAGUUGAGCAAGUACAAUGAGGCCCACCCUCGCGAUGCCGAUGAUUGA
Messenger RNA from Penicillium atrosanguineum, 1701 nucleotides. Its product is annotated as sulfite oxidase. The record is from RefSeq and is a predicted model, not a curated record. The transcript has 2 exons. NCBI's taxonomy places the organism in Eukaryota, Fungi, Ascomycota, Eurotiomycetes, Eurotiales, Aspergillaceae. Gene Ontology annotation, cellular component: mitochondrion. Gene Ontology annotation, molecular function: oxidoreductase activity; molybdenum ion binding. The coding region runs from base 1 to 1701 and encodes 566 amino acids.